This is a messenger RNA of Andrographis paniculata, 3757 nucleotides long. Its product is annotated as protein CHROMATIN REMODELING 24. Bases 159 to 3515 code for a protein of 1118 amino acids. The transcript has 25 exons. The record is from RefSeq and is a predicted model, not a curated record. Gene Ontology annotation, molecular function: ATP binding; ATP-dependent chromatin remodeler activity; DNA translocase activity. NCBI's taxonomy places the organism in Eukaryota, Viridiplantae, Streptophyta, Magnoliopsida, Lamiales, Acanthaceae.
UUCAAAGAGACCAGUUAGACUACGUUCACAACAUAAACCCUACUCUGGUUUCAAUCCAUUUUACAAAUUCCAAAAUUCAAAUCUUGAGUGCAAGAGCGGGAAGUGUGGAGGAAACCGAGGGACACCCUUCUUCCCCGGCAGUCCGGCAACAUCGUCAAAUGGCAGACGGGAAAAGGAAGCAGGCGCUCAGCCUCAAUCAGCUCCACAAUCGAUAUCUCCUUGACCUCUCCGCUUCGCAGGCCAAGUCUAAAUACACGCCAGUGGUGGAUGCUAACACUCACUCGGAGGGGGAGAUUGGCGGAGAUGACGGUUUUCCCCGAUUCGAUUUUGGUACUCCUUCUCCCGAGCAAGAAAAAGGGGAUGUUGAAGAGCAUAUGCCUAAGGUUAAGGAUUUUUCACCCCGGCUGUUUGCUGGCAUUGCUGAUUUGGACUCUCCGAGCUCCACUAGUGCCCUGGAGCCUCAUGGAAAUGCUACUGAAGAAGGCGGAAUCUCUACUGAGAGACAUCCAACAACUAAUGAAUCAUGUGGAUUUACAUCAAAUUCUCCAGGUGAUGUGAAACCUGAUGAUAUUGAGCUUGAGAGUUGCAGAAUAUUUGAAAAAGAAGAGAAUGCUCCCGGGAAAGAUUCUUUGGAAUAUAAUUCCACUUACCCAGAAGAAGUUAGGCAGACAAAGGUAAGAAUUGAAGGCAGACGCCGCCUUUGCAGAGUAUCGAAGGAUGAUGACAAUGAUGUUGGUGCUGGGAAAACUUCCACGAGAGAUGAAGAUCCACUGAUUGAUGAAUUAUUUGAUUUUGAUUCACCUCUUCAGAUGAAAAAACCAAACAAUAAAGGUGGAAAUGAAAUCAGGGAUAUCCUGGACGAUUUAAGCUCGAAGCUUGAUUUGCUUUCUAUUGAGAAGAAAAGGGUCCCCAAGAAGGUAGAUUUGAAAGAGGAUUUCCAUGAGCCAGUGACAAGUAAAAUAUAUAAUGCUCCCAUAAAAGAGGGGUUGCUUGAGACUGCCACUUCUUCAAACUUGUUUUCAUCUGAUUCCCCUGAGGAGACACAGGAGUUAAAAUAUAAAGACACCAAUGCACCCCAAAAGAAAAAAAAUUACAUUUCUGAUGUUAAGGAUGAUGAUAGGGCCAGCAGAAAUAUGCAUAAGUAUGGGAAAAUUGACACUAAUGAACAUAGAAAGACUCAUAUAAAGUCAGGAUCUGGUAAAGAAGCUCAUCUUCCCAACUUUAAAAGAGAAGAGAAGGAACGAUAUACUGACAACUAUGCUGCUUUGAGUAAGUUGGGUAAAGAAGCUCGUGUUCCUAACUUCCAAAGGAAACCUAUUGAGUUAUCAGAUGAUGAAUCUAAUGACAUUACUACAUUGGGUGAUCAUUUGGAUGACUUCACUUUGACUGGUUCAAGGAACACAUAUAAGUUACCUGGUAAAAUAGCUAAAAUUUUGUAUCCACAUCAACGUGAAGGACUAAAGUGGCUUUGGUCUCUACAUUGUAUGGGCAAGGGUGGUAUUUUGGGGGAUGAUAUGGGCCUGGGAAAAACAAUGCAGAUUUGCAGCUUUAUAGCUGGAUUAUUUCACUCAAAUUUGGUUAGGAGGGUCUUGGUUGUUGCACCAAAAACACUAUUAACCCAUUGGAUAAAGGAGCUAUCAACAGUUGGGCUCUCUCAGAAGACAAGAGAGUAUUUUGCAACUUGCACAAAAACUCGCCAUUAUGAACUUCAAUAUGUGCUUCAGGACAAAGGUGUGCUUUUAACAACAUAUGAUAUUGUGCGGAACAAUACAAAAUCCUUAUGUGGAGAUUACAAUUACAAUGAGGACGAGGACGAAGAAGAAACAUGGGAUUAUAUGAUUCUUGAUGAAGGCCAUCUUAUAAAGAAUCCAAGUACGCAAAGGGCAAAAAGUUUACUUCAGAUUCCUUGUCGACACCGUAUCAUUAUCAGUGGCACACCACUUCAAAACAAUCUAAAGGAAUUGUGGGCCUUAUUUAAUUUCUGCUGUCCUGAGCUUCUGGGAGACAAGAAAGAGUUUAAGGACAAAUAUGAGCACUUCAUCAGUCGAGGAAAUGAAAAAAAUGCUUCUGAUCGAGAAAAACGUAUUGGUUCAUCUGUUGCAAAGAAACUCAGAGACUGUAUUCAACCAUACUUUUUGAGACGUAUGAAAAGUGAAGUAUUUGGUGAUGACAAUACGCUUUCCAAAAAGAAUGAAAUCAUUGUAUGGCUACGACUAACUCAAUGUCAGCGUCAACUUUAUGAAGCCUUCUUGAAGAGUGAGAUUGUUAUAUCAGCUUUUGAUGGUUCCCCUCUUGCUGCUAUCACGAUCUUGAAAAAAAUAUGCGAUCAUCCACUUCUACUAACAAAACGAGCCGCUGAAGAUUUGCUGGAAGGAAUGGAUUCAGUUGCUGACAAGGAAGAUCAUCGUGUUGCUGAGAAAUUGGCCAUGCACAUAGCGGAUGUUGCUUUGAAACAUGACAUUGUUGAGAACCAUGAUGUCUCUUGCAAAUUAUCAUUUCUAUUGGGUUUAUUGGCUGAUCUUAUACCGAAGGGACAUAAUGUGCUUAUUUUUUCACAAACUCGAAAGAUGCUUAAUUUAAUUCAGGAAUCUCUGGAGUCCAAUGACUACAAAUACAUGCGGAUUGAUGGGACUACGAAAGCAAGUGAUAGAGCUAAAAUUGUCCAGGAAUUUCAAGACGGACGUGGAGCCCCAAUUUUCCUUUUAACAUCCCAAGUUGGUGGGUUAGGCCUUACACUCACUAAUGCAGACCGUGUAAUUGUGGUUGAUCCUGCAUGGAAUCCAAGCACUGACAGUCAGAGUGUAGAUCGAGCAUAUCGCAUAGGACAGAAGAAGGAUGUCGUUGUAUACAGAUUAAUGACAUGUAGCACGGUGGAAGAGAAAAUCUAUAGAAAGCAGGUGUUCAAAGGAGGAUUAUUCAGAAGUGCAACUGAACAUAAAGAACAGAUUCGGUACUUUAGCCAACAGGAUCUGAAAGAUCUUUUCAGUUUGCCAAAACAAGGGUUUGAUGUUUCUCUGACUCAACAGCAGCUGCUGGAAGAGCAUGAUCAGGAACAUACAAUGGACGAGUCUCUCAGAGAUCAUGUAAAAUUCCUUGAAACUCUCAACAUAGCUGGAGUUAGCCAGCAUAGCUUACUGUUCUCUAAGGCGGCACCUGCACAAGCAGUGGAGAUAGAGGAGGAAGUGAGAAGGCCAAGAGCGAAUGUGUUUAUGGGGAAUGCACCUUGGCGACCAUCUCGUGAACAAGAUGUUGAGGGAGCACAAUAUGCAUUUAACCCCAAGGAUGUUGUGAACAAAGUACAGAGAAACCCAAAUCCUGUUGUCCGGAAACCAUCAGAAGCUGAAAUUAGAGAGCGGAUUACUCGUUUGUCUCAUAUCUUUGCUAAUAAGGCUGCUGUCUCCAAACUGCCUGACAAGGGAGAGAAACUAUACAACCAGAUAAGUGCAUUGAACCGGCAACUCGAACAGAUGAGAAUGACACAGGGCGGAAAUAAGGACAAUGCGAUUGAGCUGUAGAUUAGAUAGAAAUAGAUCAUGCCAAUGCUUCUAUAACCCCGGCAUUCUUCCCAUAAACUUAUUUUGAUUUGAGCACUGCAUUUGCCCACACGAUGUGGCAUUUUGAUAUCAAAGUCGUGCUCGAGGUCUCAGGUUUUACAGCAGCAGUAUCUCACUGUCCUUGUGUUCCAUUUUCUUCUUGCUUCUUUUCGACUGUUUCAUAUAUAUUUGAAUGACGAUAAAAUCGUUCGUUUUAGUUUAUA